This is a messenger RNA of Rhizoctonia solani, 258 nucleotides long. RefSeq lists its product as uncharacterized. Lineage: Eukaryota; Fungi; Basidiomycota; Agaricomycetes; Cantharellales; Ceratobasidiaceae. The record is from RefSeq and is a predicted model, not a curated record. The transcript is spliced from 2 exons. The coding region runs from base 1 to 258 and encodes 85 amino acids.
AUGAACUACUCACGCGCCGGGUACGCGCCGAUACCAGCCGACGACGACAAUUCGGAGCAUGCCUCGCCUGUCUACCCACCGGACUAUAACGACCAGCGGAGAGGGCGGUUGGGGCAGAGUUACCAAGACGCGGUGGCAGCCCUCGAGGCGGACCCGAGAUUUAAUCAGGAAGAGCCCAAAACGUGGCAGCGAGUCCUGUUGCUGAUAGUGAUGAUGUUACUGUUCUAUCUGGCGUUCAAAAUGAAGGCUGGCGAUUGA